Molecule: messenger RNA, 1476 nt
Organism: Durusdinium trenchii
Lineage: Eukaryota; Dinophyceae; Suessiales; Symbiodiniaceae
Source: the annotation of a GenBank genome assembly
AUGGGCCUGGUGGCCACCGAUUGGUCCUUCAACGAGCUGAGCGUGCAAGCCGUUCUGGCUGUGAUGAGCAUUGGCAACAGUAUCUCUUUGCUGGCUUUUGGUUGGUUGGCUGACCGCUAUGGCCGCGCUUUGGUCAUGCGAAACCUUCUCUUACUGACCAUUGCAGCUGCCAUCUUCAUGCAGGGCUCAAGGAGUUUGGAACUCACGCUCUGGGGCCGCUUUCUCGUAGGUCUUUCUUCCGGUGGUUUGAUGGCGGCAAUGUUGCCACUGCUGGCAGAGCUGCUGCCGGCCAAAAGCCGUGGCUUCUAUCUCACCGUUUGGACAUGUGGCAGGCCUGCCGGUGCCCUGUUCGCCGUCAUCAUCAGCUGCUUGCUGCCCCGCAUGCAGUGGACCAAUUUCAUCUUCUUGCUGACCCUGCCGGCAGUGGUUCUGUACAUCUUAUGUCGAUUAGAAGUGGUUCCAGAAUCUCCCCGAUUCUUGUACCUGGUGGGCAGAAGAGAGGAAGGCUACUUCACUCUCUUGGACAUAUAUGACAAGGAGAUGACUUGUCUUCCCUGGGCACCCGAGUCCGUGUCGCUCACCAGCUCGCCCGAGAGCAAGGAGGUCAAAGCCGGACUUGAGAAGCUCCACUCCUCCGAUGCGACCAUCACAGCUUUCUUGUGCCUCAUCGUCUUCAUGAUCAACUGCCUGGGUGCCGAUGACCACGCUGGCGACCUCCAGUACGCUGGCGAACCCACUGGCUUUAAUCGCGUUCCCAUUUGUCCAGGUGUGGUGCAGAGCCCACAAGUCCACAGCCUUGCGCUGCUGCAGAGCCCACCAGAUCACCACUCAGUGAUGGUGGUAGCCCAGGGCUACAUGCUUGAGCUGUGUGGCAUCGUUCUUUGUGCCACGGUCUCAUCAGCAGCUGGGAGUAGACGUCGGUCCGACGGUCCGACGGUGGAAGAGACGUCACCGGGCGCAGACGGGAAGGGCACCAAAGAAAUGUGGCCAGCAAAGCACCUGGAUUCGCCUGGUUACCAGGUCUUGAGCCGUCGCUGGCUCAUCCGGGGCGCACUGCUGUGCGCGGCCGUCCUGAGCUUCGCAACCACCGCGGCGGAGGGGCGGCGAAUGUGGUUUUCUGCGGGACCUCUUUAUGGAGCUGUUCUCAUCGCACAAUCUGCAGCCUUCAACUUUCUUCUGGUCUAUACUUGUGAGAAGUUCCCCACGUCCUCCCGUGCCAGUGCGGUGGGUUUGGUGCUGUUCUUCGGUGAGGUUGCGCGCUUCUUUAUGCCGGCCCUGGGCAUUGUUUUAUUGAGGCAUAUGUCCCAGUUCACUGUGGUAUCCAUCUUCAACAGCUUGUAUUUGGUUGCAUUCGUUCUGACCUUCCAGCUUCCUCUGCCAUCUUUUCGCGAAAAACCACUUCACGACAUCGAUGAAAGCAGAGGGAAAGAUGCGCUGAAGCGCAAGCGACUUGGAGUCACCUAUCAAACUGUUUAG